UUCAGGGCGUACCCCGCCUCCUGCCCGAUGAUAGCCGGGAUCGGCUCCGGCACGCCCGCGACCCGCGCGAGGAGAAGCGGCUCAGGAAAUGGAUGGAUGGAUGGAUGGAUGGCAUUUAAGCGACUGUGAUGUAGUAAGAGUUUGAACAUUUCAUUUGGUCGCCGAGCACCAGAGGGAGAAAACAAAUCAGACUUGGAAACAAUUUUUCACGUUCUCAUGAAGAAGCCCUUAUCCCCCUCCCCUCUUUCCCAUCUCACUCCCCCCUCCCUGUUCUGCUUUCAGGCGGUGGAAGCUAUGCAGUCCUUCCGUGAGCGCACUGGCGGUUACCACAGCAACCAACCCUGCUACCAGCAGGAGCCCCACGAAUUAUCACGCCUGGAGACGUACCGACACCCACAUCACGCUCACCCUCAGCUUCCCCAUCCAGGCCCGGGCCCAGGGCUUUCGAGGUCAGCGUAUGAGGCCCGCUCACUGGUAAACGCCACAAGUAUGUCUACAGCCACGGCGGCAGGAAUCGGAGGGGCGCCUAAGGACAUCUACAGCCAGCCAGCCUACCCCGGUUUCCCGGUCAAUGGUGGCGGGAAUGGAAACGGAGGCUUGGCAUCCUCGCAGGCGAAGAAGAAAAUCCUCAAAUUCCCUACGCCGAGUUCUGGUCAACAUCUACAGGGCCAUGGAGGUUACAGUAACCCCCUGGGUCCUGGGACCUACUCAGCCCAGUACAUGGGCGGGGGCCACCUCCAGCAGAAAUGGGAAGACCCAGCUCAGUUGACGUCGUACGAGCAUGAGAUGGUUGGGCGUAUGGAGGCUGGGGGUGCCCCUGCCCCUAACUCCUCACAGUACAUGGAGCAGAACAUGCUAGGCCACUCCCAGGCCCAGUGCCACCAGCCCCCCACCCCCUCUUACCCCAGCCCCCAUCACCAGUCACACCCAACCAACCCUUCCCCUUCUCCUUUAGUGUAUCCACAAAGUCACCUGCACUAUCCCCAACCUUCGCCCUCUCCUUCACCUUACAUAGAAAAGUGCAGCCCCAUGCCGCCGUGCUAUAAAGGUUACAGCAUGACCCCGACUUCCCAGUAUGGCAGACAAAUGAGCAACCACAGUAAUCUGAAGCAAGGAGGCUACAGGCCAUCCCAGAAUAGCUACACCUACCAACACUCGAGAGCUUAUGAGCCACAGCCUUCACUGCAAGCCAUGAGCAACCCCCAGGAAGCCCACCCAAAAUACCAGCACUUCAGCCAACCACAAGCCAACUACUGUCUCUCUGAACUGUCUGUGCGGUCGCCGGAACAGUACUAUCAAACUUGCAGCCCCUCCUCAAGCCACUCCCCCGCACGCUCAGUAGGACGAUCCCCUUCAUACAGCUCCACCCCUUCGCCGUUAAUGACCAAUCCGGAGUCAUUCCAGUACGGACAACCGCCCAUCACCCCAGGGGCGGCCUCGUCGUCGUCCUCCUCCUCAGCAGGCCACCAAGAGCAAGGCGGUUCCAAUGCGAUGUUGUUGCCCCCACGCUCGCACCCAUCACCCAGUGUGCCCCACGCAGCGUCUCACAGCUUCACAAACACACUGCAAGGACCCACCGUGAAGGAGCGGUUCUCGGAAAAGCUGCUGUCAAACCCCAGCUUGUGGAGCCUGAAUGUCCUCACCUCUCAGGUAGAGAACAUAUCCAACAAUGUCCAACAGCUGCUACUUUCAGAGACUCUGGUGGCCAACAAGAAAUCCACUAAACGAAACAGUGGCGGAAGCAACAGCAGUUCUGGAAGUGCAGCAUCCUCCAGAAAAGGUGAGGAGUACAAAAGUCCGUAUCCAGAAAGUGCUGGCAGUGUAGGUGGAGGCCCAAUGCAGGAGCUUUACUCUAAUGUGCAGCAUCAACGGAUGCCUAUGGAACUACAUGAGGGAGGCUACUCCAGCAGCAGUGAUGAGCAACUGGAGAGAGGCUACUUCUACAGAAGCCAGGGCAGGAGUCCAGCUCAACCUCCCAGCAACACCCACAUUAACGUGGACACGGUCUCGUCCUGUUCCAUGACAUCUCCAGAUGACGUGUCCACCAGGUCUGGAGACUCAGGAUUGCACAACUUUGCUCCUGACCCAAUUAGAUGUCAGUCAGUGCAAGGAGGAGAUACCACUCCGGUGAAGAGCAUCAGUGAGGGGAGGUCUCCUAUCAGCCUUACAAUUCCCAGUCCGAUUAAACCUGACACAGACUCAUCUUCUGACAUACAACAGAUCAUUGAGCCUGUUAAAGAACACUUUGAGGAAUCCCCAUGGAUGGAGAAGUCAGCUGACAAAGAAGCGGAGACUAGGCCAAAAACACCUGGAUAUGAAGGAGAUGUGAUUCAACCGAAAGAGAGAGAGGAGAAAUGGUCAGAUGAGGACAAAUGUUCAUUUCUAUACAGCCAAGUAGACAAAGGGCAAGCAGAGAAAGACUUUUGCUAUGCAGAGACUGUGUUUGAAGGGGUCCAGAGAAAAUAUGACCCAGAUUCACUUGAACAGUCCCCAGCUGCGUGCUCUGACUCAAGCCACAAUUUUGUCCAAGAGAUAAAAGAAGCAUACAAAUCGGAGUCGUCAAUUGCUUCCGAGAGCUCACUGAAAACUUUCAAUCCUGUGAGUGACUUUGAACAGGAUCAAUAUUCCACAGAGAAGGAGGACAGCACCGACAACACCUCUCCAACCUCUCAAAUUGAGAAACAUUCAAAGAAGACAGAGAGCAAAGAAUUGAUUGAGGAGGACAACGACGAACAAGAAACAGACUUAGCUGAACGAAAGCAGUAUGCUCUUUCCCUUUCCCUGUCUGAUGAGUUGAGGAAGGAACGAGGGGAGGAGGAGAACAUUUGCCAGUCAUUGACUUCUGAGUUCAUGAAUAAUAGACACGGAUCUGAGAAGCCUUCUACAGACCUUUGCAACAGGACAGAGAAUCAAAGGCCCGAGCGCCAUAGUGACAAUGAGCUUGCAGGAGUGCCUGCACAUCCAAAUGUGGCAGCGGCCCCGGAUUCUUCUUCCAGAGAAUCGGCCAUCGGUGAUACUGCUCCGCAGCCCCAAUCUGCUAUGCCGGUCUUCUCCGCUCUCAAUGAUAAUCACAUUGAUCACAGCGACGCUAAAGUGCUGGAGCCAGACUCUCCCCAGCUGCCUGGGAAGUCAAUACUUCCCUCAGCCCCCUCCUGGGCAGACACACCACCCUCCCCGAAGAAAGGCGAUGAGGACAUGGAGCCGGGCCUCAGCUGCUCCAGUGCCGUGACCCCCUUGGCCAAGCCAGAGCCUGUGGCCCCAUCUGCUCAACCCAGGGCAUUUGGACGUAAGCAUGCAAGGGGCAGAAGGAAAAUGAUGCUCUCAAGUGUGGCAAUCAGGCGACAGCUAAGCUUGGAAAGGGACGAAGAGAAGGACGAAGAAGGAGACCCCCUGGCCUCAGAGAAAACCUGCAGGCCUCACAGCAAAACUAUGCUGUUCUCAAAUCAAACUGACUUAGCCCAUCAGGAAUCAGUAGUGAGCCAGGCAACCAAAAUGUUCACUGAAGGCCUGAGUUCAAGAAUGUGCACACGCUCAUUCCAUGCGGCAGACUUACCAUCCAAAGGCGAGGCUCAUUUGAAAAGAAAACCGGGCCCAAAACCUGGACCCAAACCAGGAAUAAAAAAUGGAUCAAAAACAGGGCCAAAACCUAGAAGCAAACCAGCCCCUAAACUUGCCCCGAAGCCUGGGCCAAAACCUGGACUUAAAUCAGGACUAAAGGCUGUGUCAAAUACACCAGAUCCAGCAGAAAACAUCGAGGCUCUGGGGAAACAAAAACCAGGGCCAAAACCAGGCUUAAAACCUCCAUCAAAACCUGGGCCUAAACCUGUUUCAAAGUCGAGUCCAAAACCAGGACCUAAGCCUGGACUCAAAUCUGCAGAUGCUUUGUCACCCACUGAAAACAUGACCGUCAAGGCCUCUGUUGGUCGUCCCAAAGGCUCAGUUUCUAAGGUGAAGCAGACCCAACAAGAAGAAAUGAUUCCGCAUUUGACAGGGCCACAAGGCAGGGGCAGAAAAAAUAUAAAGACUACACUAUCACAAAUAAACCAGGUGAUUAAAGUAAUAAACCAUGACGAAAAGCCCCCAAAUGACAUAAAAUCACAACAGAAUGACAGUAAAAAUAUGACCUUAAGGUCAAGAAAGCCCUCAGAGACAAAAGUAUCAAAAGAAAAGGAAAAAAACAUACACAAAGAUCUUUUAACACCAGCCCUGACAGAAAUUGGCACAACAGAUUGUUGUCAAAAAGAGGAACGUUCAACUAAGGAACAAUCUCUUACUCCUUAUAUUGUGAAAGACAUAGAUACUCCAACAGAACGUCCUGCAAUGCUUCCAGCUGAAACUAUUGAAGAAAAGUCGAUGCUUCCACUAAAAUGUCAGUCAUCUACGGAACCCUCUCCAGUGCCUGUGAAGAAAAAGAGGGGCCCAAAGCCUAAACCGAAACCACUGCAACCUCAAGCCGCACCACUGGAGCAAGUUGUCUCCACACCUAAAGAGGCAGACGUUCCGGGGCCCAGAAGAAAGAGAGGGCCACCCAAGAAAGAGUCUGAGGUCCCCUAUCAACCCAAACAUACUCCCUCUAAUGUCACUGAAAGUGAUCAAGGCGAUGUGCCAGUCGUGCCUCCUCACUGCCCCACUAGAACAAAAGUUCUCCCUCCACGGAAGGGCAGAGGACAGAAAUAUGAGGCCAUGGUGCAGAAAAUCACAUCGCCUAGCUCGAAGAAAUACCUCCCAACUCCUCAGACAGACAUCAAUCUCAACGAUGACGCAACAACUAAGGACUUUUCUCCGCACGCUCUCAAAGACGGGGAGACGGCUAUUCCUGUAAAUGGCGCCGAAAUGAUGGAAAGCGAAGUGAAAAGCAGACUAGAAGGUGUGAAUCACCCUGAAGGUGCCACAAGAAAAGAGGUCAAACGAGAGAGUGAAAAGCAGGAGAUAAGUCAAGGAGCACCAGUGUCAGAGGACUUGAAACAAAGGCUGUUAGAAGAGGAUCUAAAUGAUGAUGCGCCAAUACAAGAACAUAAACCUGGGACAAUGCGCAAUGUCCAAAGAGCGAUGGAGGCUCAGGUAGACCUCGGUCCUCGAGAAGAAUGGACCCAACAGGCAAAAGCGCUUGUAGCUGCAGAUGUAUCUCCAUCCAAGUCCUCAAAAAGGAAGCGAUGGGCCAUGGUGGAGAGUACAGAUGCCUGUGUCGUAGCAUUGGAAGCGGGGAGCCUAAUAGUGACAACCCCGAGAGCGGCCAAGCAGAGGGCCAUUAAAAACAACCAUGAGAUGCACUUAAAGCAAAAGAGGAAACGAAAAGGUCAGGCUGCACCAGAAGAAACAGAAGCAGCAAAGGAGAUCAAAGUUGAAGCCACAGAGCAACAAGACGGGAUAGUAGAAGAGACGAUAACCCCUUCAGAGGUGCCCACGGUGCCAAUCAGUACAGAUGAUAUCAAAGAAGGCCCCGUGGUUGGCAACAUAGAACUCGUCCAGAAAUCGAGAAGAGGAAGAAAACCAUCUGCAAAUCCAGUUAAGCGGAAACGGGGGAAAUCCUCAUCCGAGGAGAUUUCUGACAAGCAAGUGAAAGUCUACAAAAAGCCGGGGCCAAAACCUGGAAUGAAGGAUGCCUUGGAGGUCAUAGAGGCGGUUGUGAGGGCUGCUGGCUGUGAAGCAGAAAAAGUGGAGCGGGAAAAACAGGAGGCAGAAAUCGACACGUGUGAAAAGGAGGACCCCUUUGUGGGUCCUGUGGUGACAAUAUCAGAAAAACAGACUGAGACCAUUUCUGUAAAGAGAUUCAGAAACAACCCUCUGUCUUUCUGUCCGUAUGUGCGUGUCAACAACUCCAGAGACUUUUCCUCUUGGUGCGCCAUCGUCAACAAGCCCGAGGAUGUGCAAGUGUUUCAAAGACGGAGAAAAAAGGGAAUUCUCCGAAUGAAGAAUCCUUUCACGGUGGCAAAGAUAGUGCCGCACACCGCCGCUAUGCUACAAGGACCCACGGUAAAUACGGCUCUAACUGGUAGGCGACUUAUGUGUUGCCUGUGCGGAAAACCACCAAACUACAGAGAUUUGGGCGAUCUGUGUGGACCGUACUACACAGAAGAUGGAGUUCCUCGGAAACUGUUGACCAUUGAGCCCACACUUUCCCCUGGCGCUGUCCCAGAGAAGAACAACAAGGAUAAAGGUAAUGAGGAACCAUGUACAUCAAAGUCAAAGGCUGAAGAUGAGGCUGGCGGAGAGAAAGCAGACAACACACAAGAAUCACCUCAAGCGGGCAGUAGUAGCAGGCAUCACCAUUGGCCGUACAGGCGAGCAGAAAGAAAAGAAAGGACGCCACGGAAGGGCGUUCCUCGAAGGAUACCACUCCGAGAGAGGUUAAAGAGCAUGAAGCAGCUCCAGGCCGGGCUUUCCAAUAACCAAGACGGCUUGUUCCAGAGGCGGCAAGAAGAAGCAGAGGCCAACGAGCACUGGGCCCACGAAAACUGCGCUAUCUGGACCAAGGGGGUGAUUAUGGUGGCCGGGCGGUUAUACGGACUGAAGGAAGCUGCCGACAACUCAGUCCAAACGAGCUGCCACGAGUGCCAGAUUGCGGGGGCGUCCCUCAGUUGCUGUUGGAGAAGCUGCUCUCGUAAAUACCACUUCGUCUGCGCCAAAGAGAUAGGUUGCACAUUCCACGAAGAUGACUUCUCCAUCAAAUGUCCCAAACAUGAGGAUUUGUAAGAUAUCCGAGCGGACCAUCUCGCACGAGCGAGGCCAAGAUAAACGCUGUCCUAACAGACACCUAACCCUCUCAAAACGGACGGGACGACGGACUCGAGAGAACUCUGAGCGACAAGAUGGCUCCCGGAGAGAGAAAGUUGUUCCAGACGAUGCGUUCGGGCGCCGAGGCGCCGAGGGAGACGCGGCCGUGCAGAGCGAGGGGGCCGUGGCCUUCCGACGGGACGCUAUCGUAUUCCCGCACCUGGCCGACAGACAUCGGACAGGUGCGUCCAUCUGUCCAGCUUGUCCGCAGGCCAAAAAGCGUGCGUGCGUGCGCAUACGUGGACAAUCCCAAGCAACAAAGAGCCACUGGAUGUGACACAAAACUGGACGCAGGUUCUAACUAUCACUGCAGUAUUUUCAAUACAGCGGACCCCCCCCGCGAAUCCAAUAGGGACCAGGGAGGACUGCAAAUAUAUAUAUUUAUUUUUAUUUUUUGGGGGGGGUUUUAAACCCAAAAAUUCUCCAAUGAGCAGGGUUAAUAAAAAAGGGAAAGAAAAGGAACAAAAUGUGGAAAAAAGAAAAAGAAUUGAAAGACGUUUGAAAAUAAAAUGGGGCAAAUAGUCGAAUCCGCAGGCGGCAAACGGCAGGUAUGCGGCGGUCCAACGUACAGCGGUGCCUUGAGAUACGAGAGACCCGACUUGAGAGUUUUUCCAGAUAGGAGCUGUCGUUCAAAAGAUUGUUUUGCUUUGACAAUCGGGCAAACAUUUUGGAUACGAACGCAGUGAAAACGUUUGGCAGAACGUGAACUAUCCAUCCAUCCAUCCAUCCGUUUCUGAGGCGGGUCGCGGGCGUGCCGGAGCCUAUGCCGGCUAUCUUCGGGCAGGAGGCGGGGCACGCCCUGAACCUGUUGCCAGCCAAUCGCGGGGCACAUAGAAACGAACAACCCUUCGCGCACACAUUCACACCUACGGGCGAUUUAGAGUCUCCAAUUCAUGCAUGUUUUGGGGAUGCGGGAGGAAAGCGGAGUGCCCGGAGAAAAGCCACGCAGGCGCGGGGAGAACAUGCAAACUCCACACAGGCGGGGGCGGGAUUUGAACCCCGGUCCUCAGAACUGUGAGGCAGACGCUCUAACCAGUCGGCCGCCGAACGUGAACUAGUCUUUAAAAGAAAAAAAAAAAAAAAAAGUCGCUUCAAGCCCUACUAACCCUAAUUUAAAACCCUAUCCCUGUUUAAAGCCUGUUCUGAAACCUUAAUUUGAAACCCUAACCCUGUUUUGAAACUCUAACCCUGUUUUAAAACACUAACUCAGUUUUGAACCCCUGUAUUAAAACCUUAACUCAUUUGCAACCCUAAUUUGAAACCCUAACCCUGUUUUGAAACCCUAAAACUUUUUUAACUCUAACUUGAAACCCCAACACUGUUUUACAACCCUACUUUGAAAGCCUAACCGCAUUUUGAAACCCGAAUCCUGUUUUGAAAUCCUAACCCUGUUUUUAAACCCUACUUUGAAACCCUAACCCUGUUUUGAAGCCCUGAAACUUUUUUAAAACUCUAACUUGAAACCCCAACACUGUUUUACAACCCUACUUUGAAACCCUAACCGUAUUUUGAAACCCUAAUUUGAAACCCGAAUCCUGUUUGAAACCAUAACCCGGUUUUUAAACCCUACUUUGAAACCCUAACCCUGUUCUGAAGCCCUGAAACUUUUUUAAAACUCUAACUUGAAACCCCAACACUGUUUUACAACCCUACUUUGAAACCCUAACCGCUUUUUGAAACCCUAACCCUGUUUUUAAACCCUAAUUUGAAACCCGAACCACGUUUUGAAACCCUAACUUGAAACCCCAACUGUUUUAAAACCCUACUUUGAAACCCCAACGCUGUUUUACAACCCCACUUUGAAACCCUUAACGCAUUUUGAAACCCAAAUUUGAAACCGUAGCCCUGUUUUGAAACCCAAAUUUCAAACCCUAACACUCUUUUGAAACCCUAAACCCGUUUUGAAACCCUAAUUUGAACCAAAACUCCAGUUUGAAACCCUAACCCCGUUUAAAAACCACACUUUGAAACCCUAACCGUGUUUUUGAAACCCUAAUUUGAAACCUUAACCGUUUUGAAAUCCUAACCCUGUUUUAAAACCCUACUUUCAAACCCUAACCUUGUUUUGAAACCCUACUUUGAAACCCUAACCGUUUUGAAAUCCUAUUUUAAAACCCUAACCCUGUUUUAAAACCCUACUUUCAAACCCUAACCGUGUUUUGAAACCCUAAUCCUGUUUUCAAACCCGAAUUUGAACCCCCAACCCUGUUUUGUUACAUUAUCAGCUGAUCAUGUACGCCGGUGGAAUUUUCUGAGCCAAUCAGAGUCAAGUACUAAUCAAGACCAUGGUAUAAUAUUGUGUGCUCUCACACAAACAUUGUUGCUGCGAAAAAAAAAAAAAAAAAAACGGAUCGAUCUAUCCAUCCAUCCAUUUUCUGUACCGCUUCUCCUCACUAGGGUCGCGGGCGUGCCGGAGCCUAUCCCAGUUAUCUUCGGGCGAGAGGCGGGAUAGACCCUGAACUGGUCGCCAGCCAAUCGAUCUAUAUAUAUAUAUAUAUUUUUUUUUUUUUAGAUAGUUCUAAUUUUUCAUUUUAGAAAAUAGACACUUCGUAACAGUCUUGGAUACAUGAAUAUUGUUUUAUUUUCCAUACUUUUCCAGACCUGGAAAUUGUUGAAUUCAAACUCCAUAUUUUGCACAGGAACCCUGCUUUCCAUGUGGUUUAUUUGAAACUACCACAUAGCUUAGCCCGUCAAUGCGCCAGCUUAAUGUGAACACUUAACAGCAUCUACGUUGCGGCGCUACGGUUUUGCAGCAUGUAUUUAUAACAAUACUUAAGUCAUAUAUUCUUUAUCUUCUGCAAAGAGCGACUGAGUGCCAUUGACGAGCGUGCUCACGAAGCGGAUUCAACUCGCAUCUCAAGGCGUCACUGUACUUGCGAGGGGUAUAUUUAUCGGCGCUUUGACUACAUGGUCGCAACACCCUUGCUCAACGUCAAACUCUGGGGAAAUCAUCAAAAAAUAAGUAAAAAGAGGUGACAAAAUAAAGUGUCCGAACAUUCAGUAGCUGCCGUUGUCUUUCCAUUGCGAGGCGCCGAGCCUCCAACCGGGGGUCAGGUUGUCUCACCGCAUAUUUUCUGUACAGUUCCAAAAUAGUUUUCCCGUGGCCGCGACGUGUCAAUCCAGUUUUUCUGAGAACCACGCCACACAGUGUAGCCUGCCUGCGUGACCGCGCCGUGUUUCCGCUCAUGUCAGGCCAGCUAACAUAUUAAACGUUUAAAAAAUUGUCAAAAAUAAACACCACACCAAACAUUCAACACUUUCUGACGCUCAUUAUUUCAUGGUGUAUAUAAGUAUUUGAUGCUGUUUAAAUGUAAGAUGUGCUGUACUAAUAAUAACUGUGUAUAGUAUUUCCUAGAGAUGUUUAUUUUCUAUAAAACGGAAUAUGUUAUUGCUCAUAAACUGUUAAAAGAAUCCAUUGAUGAAGAUAUUACAGCCUCUUUUUUGGAAUGUCAACUGUUAAGUUGGAUCAUGUCAUUUUUUUUAUUUAUUUUCAUGUUUGAACUCGACGCAUUGCUUGGUUUGACAUGUUUUUGUACCGCCAAUGUUCAAAUAUACCAGCACCUUUCAAUGCGA
This is a messenger RNA of Phycodurus eques (leafy seadragon), 10347 nucleotides long. RefSeq names its product retinoic acid-induced protein 1. The record is from RefSeq and is a predicted model, not a curated record. NCBI's taxonomy places the organism in Eukaryota, Metazoa, Chordata, Actinopteri, Syngnathiformes, Syngnathidae. Gene Ontology annotation, biological process: regulation of transcription by RNA polymerase II; circadian regulation of gene expression. Gene Ontology annotation, cellular component: nucleus. The transcript is spliced from 5 exons. Bases 217 to 6693 code for a protein of 2158 amino acids.